AUGCGUUUCACUCCAUUCGUUUUCGCCGGUCUCUGCGCCGCUCGAGCAAUCGUUCCCCGUGCCGCCGAGUCUCAGAGCAAACAGGUGCAAGCGGCCUCGACUCCUACUCCCGCACACUCGGUCACCUCGGUCGGACAGCCAGCUCCAUCUCAGACCGCCGUACUCGUCAAGGGUGGCCCUGUUAUUGGCAACGGCACCGUUCCAGGAGGCGGCGUCCACCCUGUUGCCGUCAACACCACCAGUACAUCUCAGCCUCAGGGAGCACCAGUCGGUGCACAGAACAUCACGGCUCCUGCUCACGGCAACUGGACACAACCACACGGCAGUCCUGUGCCACCCCAAAACCAGCCCGGCCAGUCACCUACGCAACCUCAAGGCCAGCCCGCUCAGCCACAUGGCAGCCCUUCGCGGCCUCAGAGCGGUCCUUCGCAGUCUGCAAACACUCCCGCUGUCCCAGCCGGCAUUCCAACAUCGCCAAACGGAGCCGUACCUCAGCCUAAAGGCAGCCCUUCCCAAUCUCCAAACGGUCCUGCUCCACCCUCCAACAUCCCGACUUCGCCUAAUGGUGCCGUACCACAGCAUCCGUCUUCUCAAGGCUCCCCAACUCCCGCAAAUGGUGGCUGCCCGGCACCAGGUUCUCCACAGCCUUCAGGCAGCGCCGGUGCCCCAAAGGCUGGACAGUCCUGCCCAGUCGAUGGCGCUCUUGUCUGCAACGGAGCCGACUACUUUGGUCUUUGCAAUUUCGGCAAGAUCGAUUUCUGGUCUCAUGUGGCGGCUGGUACUGCAUGCCGCGAUGGCAAGAUUGCGCUUGCUUAA
Molecule: messenger RNA, 816 nt
Organism: Zasmidium cellare ATCC 36951
Lineage: Eukaryota; Fungi; Ascomycota; Dothideomycetes; Mycosphaerellales; Mycosphaerellaceae
Exons: 1
Coding region: 1-816 (271 amino acids)
Source: RefSeq, a predicted model, not a curated record